AUGUUAAACCUUCAAUACCAUCAACCCAGAUCUGUAUUCAAUCCUUCAUCACAAAUACCACUCAUCACAAACGAUGAUAUAUCAUUGGUUAAUUCACGUAGAUUAUCUAGUAAAGAGAUUAGUACAAGUCUAGUUAAUUUGGUGGGUACUGCAUUUGAUUCAGUUCCUAUCAAUAAUACCAUACCAAUACCAACUCAUGAAACUAGAGAUCAACAACGAUAUAUAAAGACAAUUGUUCGAACUCGACAACGAACAUCAAUUGAAUCAUUAUUAUAUAUACCAUCAUCAUUUUCUUCUAUCGAUAUUUUACGUCGAAUAUGUGAACAAUGUGCCAUAACUAAUAUUGAAUAUUUUGAUUCGGUGCUUUGUGAUAAAAAGUUGCCGCCUUCGGCAGCAUGCGCUUCUAAAACAGAUACUGAAAUGAUAUUUUUCAUAACACCAUUUUAUCAUCAGAGAAUGCUGACUUUAGCGAGCGAAAAGAAAAAUUUCGCUGCGCAGCACUUCAACAGUUAUACACAGAAAAGGUAACGGAAAACGAUUUUAACACUUGAGCUGGAAAAAUUUAUCCCCCCCCCCCCCUUCGCUUGGUUAGGCAAUUUUUCGUUGUGCACACACCUGUGAAAGCUGUU
Messenger RNA from Rotaria sp. Silwood2, 629 nucleotides. NCBI's taxonomy places the organism in Eukaryota, Metazoa, Rotifera, Eurotatoria, Philodinida, Philodinidae. The record is from the annotation of a GenBank genome assembly.